CCUUUAUUUUCUACCAAAUUCGUCUCUCCCCCUCCUAUCUCAAGCCUUUCUUCCCAGCUCUUUCGCCUCACAACUCAACCAGCUUUCUUUCGAGCCUUAAACUACACGAAAAUGAACGAAGCUGCCUUGGGUGACUUUAGUUUCCCUGAUCUCUGUCACCGAAGCUCAGGCCUCGGUGGCUUCUUCCCCUGCUCAACCGAACAGUGGGGUGAAUUGCCGUUCCAAGUUAAUGACUCCGAGGACAUGAUUGUCUACAACUCACUGCAUGAUGCUCUCAGUUUUGGGUGGUCUCCGUUAGAUUUUACGGCGACCAACGUGGAAUUGGAGUCGAGGGAGGUGUCGGAGCUGGCUCCGAUUACGGUAACCGCGCCAAUCGAUUUGGCUCAAGAUUCUGCAUCGUCCGGGAACUUAUUGGGAACUUCUUUUAUUGCUCCGAAAAUCGAAAAUCAAUGCGAAAUUUUGUUGGAUGAGUCAAGAAAAUUCUUCCAGAACGCUCACCGGAGAGUGAUCAAAGAGAGGCACUACAGAGGAGUGAGGCGAAGGCCGUGGGGGAAGUUUGCCGCGGAAAUACGUGACCCGGCUAAGAACGGAGCGAGAGUGUGGCUUGGCACGUACGAGAGGGCAGAGGAAGCUGCGUUGGCUUAUGACGUAGCGGCUUACAAGAUGCGCGGCUCCAAGGCUUUGCUUAAUUUUCCUCACCGGAUUGGUUCCGGUGAGCCCGAGCCGGUUAGAAUCACAGCCAAGCGACGAGAAUCAGAGCCGGCGUUGGACAGCGGCUCCCCAAAAAAGAGGAAAGGCUUGACAACUAACGAAGCUGAAAUCAAAAUAAAGAGAGAAUCAAAUGUAUUCGAGCAUCAACAGCAAAAGGACCUGCUUCCAAUUAACGAGCAAUUAGAGGAAUGGAAUCUAAUGUAGUUUUUAUUUUCUACUUGGAUAAAAUGCACCGGUGGCUAAAUGCAAAUGUCACAAAGAGUGCCAGAUCAAUUAAUGGUCAUGUAAUUAAUAAACGUUACACAAAAAUCGAGUCACUUUCAUUAGUAA
Messenger RNA from Juglans microcarpa x Juglans regia, 1041 nucleotides. Its product is annotated as ethylene-responsive transcription factor 2-like. Lineage: Eukaryota; Viridiplantae; Streptophyta; Magnoliopsida; Fagales; Juglandaceae. The record is from RefSeq and is a predicted model, not a curated record. Gene Ontology annotation, biological process: ethylene-activated signaling pathway; regulation of DNA-templated transcription. The transcript has a single exon. Gene Ontology annotation, molecular function: DNA binding; DNA-binding transcription factor activity. Bases 112 to 915 code for a protein of 267 amino acids.